Messenger RNA from Capra hircus (goat), 4347 nucleotides. RefSeq names its product cholinergic receptor nicotinic alpha 7 subunit (gene CHRNA7). Gene Ontology annotation, biological process: chemical synaptic transmission; regulation of membrane potential; nervous system process. NCBI's taxonomy places the organism in Eukaryota, Metazoa, Chordata, Mammalia, Artiodactyla, Bovidae. Gene Ontology annotation, molecular function: acetylcholine-gated monoatomic cation-selective channel activity; transmembrane signaling receptor activity. The record is from RefSeq and is a predicted model, not a curated record. Gene Ontology annotation, cellular component: synapse; postsynaptic membrane; neuron projection.
GGCCGCAGGCGCAGGCCAGGGCUGGUUUCCGAGACGCGCAGCUCCGGCCCCCCAACAUGCGCGGCUCGCUGUGCCUGGCGCUGGCAGCGUCGAUCUUGCACGUGUCCCUCCAAGGCGAGUUCCAGAGGAAGCUCUACAAGGACCUGGUGAAGAACUACAACCUGGAGAGGCCGGUGGCCAACGACUCGCUGCCGCUCACAGUCUACUUCUCCCUGAGCCUCCUGCAGAUCAUGGACGUGGAUGAGAAGAACCAAGUGUUAACCACCAACAUUUGGCUACAAAUGACUUGGACAGAUCACUAUUUACAGUGGAAUGCAUCUGAGUAUCCGGGCGUGAAGACUGUUCGUUUCCCAGACGGCCAGAUCUGGAAGCCAGACAUUCUCCUCUACAACAGUGCUGAUGAACGUUUUGAUGCUACGUUCCACACCAAUGUGUUAGUGAAUUCUUCUGGGCACUGCCAGUACCUCCCUCCAGGCAUCUUUAAGAGCUCCUGCUACAUUGACGUACGCUGGUUCCCCUUUGAUGUGCAGCAGUGCAAACUGAAGUUUGGGUCCUGGUCUUACGGAGGAUGGUCCUUGGAUCUGCAAAUGCAGGAGGCAGACAUCAGCGGCUAUAUCCCAAAUGGAGAAUGGGACCUUGUGGGGAUCUUGGGCAAGCGGAGUGAGAAGUUCUAUGAGUGCUGCAAAGAACCCUACCCAGAUGUGACCUUCACAGUCACCAUCCGCCGCAGGACUCUCUACUAUGGCCUCAACCUGCUCAUCCCCUGUGUGCUCAUCUCUGCCCUAGCCCUCCUCGUUUUCUUACUCCCUGCAGACUCUGGAGAGAAAAUCUCCCUGGGGAUCACAGUUUUACUCUCCCUCACCGUCUUCAUGCUGCUGGUAGCUGAGAUCAUGCCUGCGACCUCUGACUCAGUGCCCUUAAUAGCCCAGUACUUCGCCAGCACCAUGAUCAUCGUGGGCCUCUCUGUGGUCGUCACGGUGAUCGUGCUACAGUACCACCACCACGACCCUGAUGGUGGCAAGAUGCCCAAGUGGACCAGAGUCAUCCUCCUGAACUGGUGCGCCUGGUUCCUUCGCAUGAAGAGGCCGGGGGAGGACAAGGUGCGGCCGGCCUGCCAGCACAAGCAGCGCCGCUGCAGCCUGGCCAGCGUGGAGAUGAGCGCAGUGGCGGGGCCGCCUGCCACCAAUGGCAACCUGCUGUACAUCGGCUUCCGUGGCCUGGACAGCAUGCACUGCGCGCCCACCCCUGACUCAGGGGUCGUGUGCGGCCGCGUGGCCUGCUCCCCCACCCAUGACGAGCACCUGCUGCAUGGCGGCCAGCCCUCUGAGGGGGACCCGGACCUGGCCAAGAUCCUGGAGGAGGUGCGCUACAUCGCCCACCGCUUCCGCUGCCAGGACGAGAGUGAGGCCGUGUGCAGUGAGUGGAAGUUCGCGGCCUGUGUGGUGGACCGCCUGUGUCUCAUGGCCUUCUCCGUCUUCACCAUCCUCUGCACCAUCGGCAUCCUGAUGUCGGCACCCAACUUCGUUGAAGCUGUGUCCAAAGACUUCGCUUGACCCAGCCCUGGCUCCCAGCGUAUAGGACAUACACAGAUGCUCGAUGAUGAUGGCUUAGAGAACUUGGGAUAGCUGAUCCCACAGCAUCGUUAAACCCCGAAAGAUGCAUAUGUACCCCAUCGCUGUCAUGUCGGUUUCAGUUUCCUUGUUACUUUCAGUAAUGGGAUCUCAGCACGUUUCAGUUUAACCCUCUUUAGUGAGCCACUUGAUAUCCUUGGAGCCGUCCUUAUGGUCAGCAGGACCCCCGAGAGGUAGUUUUGUCCAUCCCAUGUUGCCUGGUGAGCUCUUCAGAGGUUGGAGUAGCUAAGGACUGACUGCCAGGGGAGGCCUGGACAGCGGGUUUGCAUGCCUGCAUGUCACUUGAAAAUGAGGGCCUACGUGGAAAUUCAUACCUGCUUUUGCCUGUGUGCAAACCUAGAUUGAAGUUAAUCACAAUAAUAAACCACACUCAGUAAACCCAUCAGAUGAUUGAUGAAAGAAAACUAAAAACCCAACUACUCAUUCUUCUUCAAUUCAGACUUUAAUUUUCUCUACCAAAGACAGUUGAUAAACACUUCUAUGCUAUGUCUGCACUUUUAAAGAGAGACAGUAAUAGCUGAUCUUGUAAAUUAUGCUUUUGCCAGCCUGAUUUUUGCCAACUUACCCUCUUGGGAAUCAGGAUGGACACAGGUAUGUGUGGAUUCUGAACCAGGAUGAGACUCCAUCAAGUCAGGGGAAUUUCUGUAGAUCCCAGACACUCUCAAGCUUCCUUUGCUGCCCCUAGGCACCAGGCGGUUGAGUGAAUCUGUUCUAGAGGACAGGUAGAAUUCUAUUAGAACUUCCACCCAAUGUAAUAAUAGCUGAAGCUAAAUUAAACCAUCUGUGUUUUUCUAACAGUGUAUUAAAUGUUUCACAUAUAUUGGAGUUGGUUAGCCUUAUAAAAUGUGUGGAUCCAUACAAAUGCACAACAUAAAGUCGCCAAAGUAUUCCAUGCAUUUUCUCCUUGUGUCAGGGCUAAAAGGCUCCCUGUGUUGCAGGAACUGGGGAGGGGGUGGUGUGGCUGAUGGCUCUCCUGAAUGGCAGGCCAGUAGUGGUUAGCAGGAGAGGCUGAUAGACUAACAGUGGCUGCAUACCUAGUAACUCCGUUUUCUGGUUUGGCAGGGCUCAGUUUAUGCACCCCAGCUUCAGCCCAGAGAGCUGGCUGAAUGAGUAGAUUCAUUGGAAGCGUGUGUUUUGAAAGCAAGGGGGACUUUCUUUUAAAUCCAAGUGGUGACGCGGUUCUCCACUUAGAUUUUCUACCUGACAAUCGUCACUGCUUCUCCCAUCCUUACUGUUGAAUGUGAUCAGAGGAAGACACAGGACAAGACAGUCUGUCCUGUUCUGUCAUUUCAUCUAGUAAACUCACAGAGCUCAAAACUGCCGAAAAUGCCUGAGCUCCUGGGGAUCUUUAAUUUGCUUCUAACCCCUGAAAUGGCUACGUUAUGAGGGAAGAUUUGAUUUUUCAGAACAAAAGAAAUUGCAUGCCCUUCUCCAGCCAUUUAGUUCACUCAUUUCUGGGUGGAUUUGUGUGCACUGAGGAAGAUGGAGGUGUGUGCCUGCUCUCUAUGUCUAUGUGUGUGUGAUAUCAUGUAUGUGAGAACCUUCGGAAAAGGUACCUGGUUUACAGUGAGAAAGUUGAUAAAUAAGGGUAUUCCAGCAUAAUGCCGUUUGGAGCAGAGCUGUCCUCAGAGUACACUCAUUCUGUAUGGAGUGGAUGAAAAAUGCACAUUUUUUUUUCUAUUAAAGUGUCUUUAUAAACAACUAGAAGUGUUUUGAUAGAUAAAGACAGUACUUCAUUUCUUACUGCUAUUCCAAGUCGAGCCCUACUACGUUUUGCUUUAAUAAAAAAAAAAAAUCUUUUUGGUUUUGUAUUUUAUACAGAAAAACAAAAAGGCAAACAGAAGGAAUGUGGAUUUUGACCAUGCAAAUAACUACUCUGUGAUUUAAAAUGUAGUAAUAAGGAAAAGAUGCACAUGUAGAAAGACAAGUAUGAAGGGCUGAAAAUAAGUGCCCCCACCACCAUCCCUGCCUUAUCUCCUCAUAGGGGACCACCAGUGAGUGAGCUUCUGGGGAGGGACGGGCAUUUCCAGAAAGAAACAGGAAAGGAGAGAGACUGAGGAGGGAGAAAGGGGACGUGGAGAGAGAAACUCCUUUUCUGUCCGUUUCUAGAACCUGUGCUGUGCGCAGUGCCCUCCACUGUGCUUUUUUCAUUUGAUGUUAAGAGAUCUUUCCGUAACAACAUAUAAAGAUCUACCUCAUUCUUAAUAGCUGCUUAGCCUUCCACUGUCCCUGUGCACUAAUAAUUUCUUUGAUUAGUCUUUUAUUAGUGAACCUAUAGAAUAUUUCCUGUCUUUAUUUUUAUAUACAGAUCUAGGAUUAGUGUCCUUGUACUUACAUCAUGGCACACUUUUGUGACUGUAUCUUGAUAUCAGUUGGAACUUGAUAAUGGAGUUGCUGAAUUUAAGACUGUCUAUUUAACACUUUUGUCAAUUAUUGUCAGAUGCUUCUUCAAAAAUUGAUCUGUGGUUACACUUAUCAAGAGUAUAAUGAAAUGAUCAAUUUCUCAGUUUUCUCAAACAGCUUUUAUUCCAGUCUAGUGAAGAAUAACGUUACAAUAUUAUUCUGACUUAGUUCACUUAUUAGGAGUGAAGUUGAACAUCAUUUCAAAUGAUUUCUGGUCACUUUUUGGUAAAUUUAUGUCCUUACACAGUUUUGGCUUUUUCUUAAUUGAUUUGGAUGUAUACUUUGAAAUUUUUCUGUCUUAUGUCUUGAAAAU